Messenger RNA from Ceutorhynchus assimilis (cabbage seed weevil), 4855 nucleotides. NCBI's taxonomy places the organism in Eukaryota, Metazoa, Arthropoda, Insecta, Coleoptera, Curculionidae. The record is from the annotation of a GenBank genome assembly.
GCUUUUCUUGCUUCAAGCAGAUCUCAGCAGCUGAUCGACGUUCACUUGUCUCAUAACUCCCAUAUAAUAUAAGCUCAUAAAUAGCAGCUCCUAGCAGAUCUUCCUGAUUUUUCGAGCAGGUAGCAAGUACAAAUGAACAGCCUAAAAGUUCUCCUCAGCAACUUUCCAUCAAAAGGUCUUCCGAAAGAAUUUUGCCAUUGGCUGGGGAGCUUUUUGGAAGGCAGGUCACUGCAUGUUGUGGUCGAUGGUGUGUCUGCCUGUAAAUGCCGGCGUUCCCCAAGGGUCAUUUCUGUCCCCAACACGGCUUCUCAUUUUUAUAAAAAAUGAUUUUUUUGUGACAAGAAACACCUUUAUACAGCUUUGCGGCUUGAUGGCAUCUUUCUCUUCAGGACAAACCGCUUACUGCAGCAGCCACUUCCACAUGCCUCGCCCGAGAACACUCUAUCAACAAUGGAUCUUGACCACAUUACCCAAGUAGGGCCGUAACCUUAACCUAGUCAAAUUCAAGCAACAGUAUUCUUAAAUCUGCCGCCGAUGAUAACCCAGUUUUAAGGAUGUCGGGACAUCGACCAACUUGUCUUAGUUGUCUUGGCAUGACAAAUGUAUCUUCGAUAACCAAAACCGUUUCUCAAAAAUUAGGAUUUCUGUUUCGUGCAAAAAGCUUCUUAACUUUUCAAAAACUUCUCCUUUAUAAUAAGGCUCAAAUCAGACCAUAUGUAUAUAGAAUACUGUUCCCACGUCUGGAGCGAUGCUCCCAAGCAUUCUAUGGCUCUAUUAGAUGCAAUACAAAGAAGAGCAGUAAAAAUGAUCGAUAAUCCAACUCAUGGAUUCAUUGCAAUCUCUCCUCGAACAUAGACGCAAGGUAUGGCCGACUUGUCGUUAUUGUUAUAAGGUUAUAUCGCUAUAUUAUCAUGAGAGAUGUUCUAACGAUCCGGCCAGCCUCAUUCCAGCUAGGAGGAAUUAAUGUCUUUGAGAACCACAAGAAAACGCUCACGGGCUUCCCAUAUCAAUAUUACCAAUCCCAUCCGUAUGUAGGCUUGUUUUUGGUGGCCUACUGCCUUUCUACCUCUGGAACUCCCACCGCUUGUCCGCUUUAGGUAGUAUCAAGUAGUACCUAUAUAGGCUUGUCUUUUGUGAGCGGACCAAUAUUGAAAAAAAAAACGUUUGGAAGGAAAACUUAUGGUUAAUUUUAAGGGUCGAGUGGUAAGUUAGAGGAUUUUUUCACGAAUUAGUAGCAAGAGGAUAAUUAGAGAGAGUAUCACUUGUCAAACGACGGAAACCAGGAUGUGUUUAUCAAAAAUUCCGUUGGCGGGAAAACGACAAGCGGAUUUUUUAGUCUAGGUCUGUUUCCUUCCAGAAGAUAAAGGUUCUGUUUUGAUGGGUCUGUUUGUUUAAACAUUUCCCAUCUUAUUUGUUUUAGGUAGGAACCUAAUUUCAGAGGUUAUUUCAGUCUCUCAAUCAUGAAAUAGAGUCAUAGAUCUCUAUUGACCUUUGACGUGUUAUUUUUUUUAUGAAUUUAUUUGAAAAUAUUUAGGUACUAAUUUUCGCUAAAGGAAUUUUCCAACGUGUUACCGUGAUAAACUUGAUAAAAAGCUCCCGGCUCCAUGCUUUUUGAAUCCCAAGACAAAAUAAAAAUAAACAGCAGUCAGCAGGUGCAUCUGCGUAGUAAAUGCGUAGCAUAUUAUUAUCUAAUUAGAAUUAGCAUAGAAAAAAAAAUUCCAUUUGCUCAUUGAUAACACUUGAUAAUAUGGGGCAUCCUGAAAACUAUUCCACUAAUAAAAUUAUUAGAAAAACAUCUAUAACUCAUUAAAUUUUAAAUUCUUAUGUUUAGUGUACUUAAAUACUAUUCAAAUUCCCAUUGGCGAAAAUUAUCCUCUUCUUAUCAUUGCCGUAUUCGACUUUGUGCCCCUUCCGUUUCCAUCCUUAUCUCGCUUAGAGCAGCUAAGCAUUCACAUAAAAACUUUUCAAAUUUUGUGUCAGUGUCAGUUCAAAGUUUAUUUUCGUCUCUUCAAGUUCACUCUCGAUUCGAGCGUACAUUUUCAUCCGAUAACCGUUCAAUUUUCAGUGCAAAAAUGGCUUGUACUAACCCUAAACAAAUCUGCAUCAUUGGAAGUGGAAACUGGGGCUCAGCUAUUGCCAAGAUUGUGGGGGGCAAUGCUGCCCGUUUGAAGCAUCUCGAUGACAGGGUCACUAUGUAUGUUUAUGAAGAAAUGAUCGAGGGCAAAAAGUUAACAGAAAUUAUAAAUGAAACACAUGAAAAUGUUAAAUAUUUACCAAAUCAUAAGCUGCCAACCAAUGUUGUAGCAAUUCCCGAAGUCGUAGACGCUGCAAAAGACGCGGACGUCCUCAUAUUCGUGGUACCUCAUCAAUUUAUCAGGACAUUAUGCUCCACUCUUUUAGGAAAAAUAAAACCAAACGCUAUUGCUUUAUCCUUGAUAAAGGGCUUUGAUCGUGCAGAAGGUGGUGGUAUCGACCUGAUCUCACACAUUAUCACUAGACACCUCAAAAUCCCAUGCUCUGUUUUGAUGGGUGCCAAUUUAGCCAAUGAAGUUGCAGAUGAAAUGUUCUGUGAAACUACUAUUGGUUGCAAAGAUGCUACUGCUGGACCACUUCUGAGAGAUAUUAUCCAGACCAACUAUUUUAGAGUGGUAGUCGUCGAUGAUGAGGAUACUGUUGAAGUUUGUGGUGCUUUGAAGAAUAUUGUGGCUUGUGGAGCUGGUUUCGUAGACGGUCUAGGUCUAGGAGACAACACAAAAGCCGCGGUUAUCCGGUUGGGACUCAUGGAAAUGGUAAAAUUCGUCGACGUAUUCUAUCCAGGCGGAAAACUGUCUACUUUCUUCGAAAGUUGCGGCGUUGCCGAUCUCAUCACCACUUGCUACGGCGGUAGAAACCGCAAAGUCAGCGAGGCGUUUGUUAAAACUGGCAAAUCAAUUAAACAACUGGAGGAUGAAAUGUUGAAUGGACAAAAGUUGCAGGGCCCUUACACUGCCGAUGAAGUUAAUUAUAUGUUGAAAAAUAAGAAUAUGGAAGAGAAGUUCCCAUUGUUCACUGCCAUCCACAAGAUCUGCACUGGCCAGCUGACCCCCAAAGAUUUUAUUGACUGCAUCAGAAACCAUCCUGAGCACAUGGAUUCUAAAAUUGAUCGCGCAAAUGCCGUAGAGGUUGAACUUCAUAAUAGCAAACUUUAGAUACAGAAAAACAACACUCAUAUUGUGUAGUGUCCGUUUGUGAUAGGCAUGCAUUUUUGUUUGUCAUUUUCCUCUUCUAGGUUAAGCUUUAAGAAUUUUUAUGCAAAUUUUUUAUUUGUCACUAAGUAAUAAGGUCUUGUUAAAAUUGUAGUUCUAUGGUAAAAAUUUGUAUAGAAAUUGGCAAAACUAAUAAUAAUUCCAUAAAGCAUUAUUACUAAUAAUAAGAAAUUACCACUCGCUCAUUUAUCACAGGCUAAAUGGCUUAUUAUUAUAUUGUUUUUAAGUAACAACAACAUGUAAACACGUUAAAGCAAAGGAAUUAAUAAUGGAAUGGGAUUAAAGAACAUGAGGGAUAAUAAAAACACAUUUACAAUAAAAAUUCAUUAUCACAUCAUGGAUUAAAAGCAUGAAAAUUUGCAUGCUAAGGAAAAAAUUGUAAAGAAUUCACACUUCUCCACUUCAAGGCCAUAAAAAAAGUACUUCUUUAUUUUCUUCUAGUAGCUUAGAGCUUGAGAUACUUCCAAGUCUUAAAUUAAUUUAUGAGUAAAUACCUAUAUCUUAUAAAUUAAUAGCAAUCUGGCAACUUAAGUGGAAGGGGUGAUUUCACAAUUGAAUAAAUUGAAGAAAGCUAACACAAAACAACUAUUUGGGUCAAUUUAGUACACAUUUAAUAAAAAAUCUUCCCCAAGUAUUUGCUUUAACAAGGAAGCUACUAGCAAUUCCCAAAAAAUACUAAAUAUAAAUUUUUUAUUUUACAGGAUAAAACAGUGUGCAGUUUAGUUUGUCCCUGCAAACUCUGCUACUUCUUGGCUUUAUUAACUUAACUCUACGUAGUUCAAAAUAAUAUGAGAAAUAUUAUAGAAAAAAAAAGAAACCCUCUUAGGUAAAACGAAGCAUUAAGUCCUUCAUGGAAGAUAAUGAAAACCUUUCAUCUGUAAUCAUUAUAAUAAUGAACAGUGACUAAAUAGUAUAAAAUAUUACGAGUGUAAAAAGCGACAAACACACGAGUGUAUGAAAGACGCUUUCUCACAAGUGAUGUCACCAUUUUUCCUAUGACCAGAUUACCAACCGAUUUACACCAAUUUUCUCUUAUCUCUUUUCAUUUUCCACACACAUGCUGAAGGUACUUUCAACCCACAUAUUGAAAGUUAAUUGUGAUGUGAAUCACAAAUUAUGUCAAUAGUAUUUUCCACACAUGUGCUGAAAGUACGUUUAGCACCCGUAUUGAAAGACUUUCUGCACGCAUGUGAUAUUUAGCGCUUUCCAAAGAACCAUCUAGUACGGAUUUUGUCACUUUCGUAUGUGGUCGUAGGAAAAUGAAAUGUUUGUAUCUUGUUGAGAGAAUUAUGUCUUUUGGGAUUUCAGGAAAAUGUGGUAGGUACCUAAUGGUAACAACUUAUGUGUUUUUUUCUCCGAUUUUAUAUGUUUAAGGUAAAGAAAAACUACUGCUGAAGCAAUAGGUAAAAUUAGUUUAACCAUUUUGCAAUAAUUUUUAAUUCAACUAAACAGAAAUGUCUAUUAUUGGUGAAAUUGUUUUCUUUUUAUUAGCAUGUACUGAAGAUAAUUUAUGAUAAGAUAUAUAUUUUUUUUUAUUUGGAAAUUCAUAAUAUUCACAUGUAUAAUUCAUAACUGUUACUGUAAAUAGAAUAUUUGAAGUUAAAAACUGU